Molecule: messenger RNA, 1284 nt
Organism: Penicillium canariense
Lineage: Eukaryota; Fungi; Ascomycota; Eurotiomycetes; Eurotiales; Aspergillaceae
Exons: 2
Coding region: 1-1284 (427 amino acids)
Biological process (GO): mitotic recombination; mismatch repair
Cellular component (GO): nucleus
Molecular function (GO): ATP-dependent DNA damage sensor activity; ATP binding; mismatched DNA binding
Source: RefSeq, a predicted model, not a curated record
AUGGCGCCCCAUUCUUCGCCAUCGUCCUCCGCAGCUUCUCCGCCCUUGAAGCGAAAGCAAGCGACUAUUUCCAGCUUCUUUACCCAAAAGCCGUCUUCGACACCAAAGCCUGCAUUGAAUGGCACCGAGACCGCUACUGAUAAGCUAUCGAAGAAGAGACCUGCCUCACCCAGAGAACCGAGUCAAGAGCGGAAACGAGCAGAUCCCAUACUGGAAGACGAGGAGGAUGAUGAUGAUGAGAUUGUGGUGCCACCUCCUAAGCGUGCUAGAACCAACGGCUCCGCCACAGAAGAAGCGAGAUCAGUGCCGACAGAGAUCCCCCUAAACUCACCCUCGCAACUCAGCAACAGCCAGCGCACCGGCAUCUUCAAGUUCCAGAGCUCGCCCGCCGUUGCUCCACCAAGCAAGGAACCCGAGGACACAGAGGAUGCAGAGCGAAGGAAAGAAAAAGAAAAACUGCACCAGAAGUUUGUGCGGAAGCUCGGUGGCCCUGAUUGUCUGAUUGGAAUUGGAAGGAAUGUGGCGAGUGACCUCGCCGGCGCCGCGGCCGAGGCGGAGGAAGGCGAGGAAGACGAUGAACCUGCGCCCCCGCCACCGACGAAGGGCAAGGGCGCCGCGAAGAAGGGUGGCAGCAAGCUCACGCCCAUGGAGAAACAGGUCAUCGAGAUUAAGCGCAAACAUAUGGAUACCGUGCUGGUGAUUGAGGUCGGAUACAAGUUUCGGUUCUUUGGCGAGGAUGCUCGUGUUGCAGCGAAGGAGCUGGGGAUUGUCUGUAUUCCGGGAAAGUUUCGAUUCGAUGAGCAUCCAUCGGAGGCGCACAUCGAUCGCUUUGCGUCUGCUAGCAUCCCUGUGCACCGGCUACAUGUACAUGUGAAACGCCUCAUUACAGCGGGCCAUAAGGUUGGCGUGGUGCGGCAGAUAGAGACGGCGGCGCUCAAGGCGGCUGGCGACAACCGCAAUGCGCCUUUUGUUCGCAAGUUGACCAACUUGUACACGAAGGGAACUUACAUCGAUGAUGUCGAGGGCCUUGAGGGUCCGGCUCCUGCGGCUGGGGGUGCUUCGCCGGCGACUGGGUAUAUGCUCUGCAUCAUGGAGACUAAUGCGAAGGGCUGGGGCAAUGACGAGCGAGUGCAUGUCGGUAUUGUCGCCGUUCAGCCUACUACGGGUGAUGUGAUCUACGAUGACUUCGAAGAUGGGUUUAUGCGCAGCGAGAUUGAGACGCGGCUGCUGCAUAUUGCCCCCUGCGAGAUUCUGAUUGUUGGGGGAGAUGUCCAAGGCGAGUGA